Molecule: messenger RNA, 2340 nt
Organism: Topomyia yanbarensis
Lineage: Eukaryota; Metazoa; Arthropoda; Insecta; Diptera; Culicidae
Exons: 6
Coding region: 1-2340 (779 amino acids)
Source: RefSeq, a predicted model, not a curated record
AUGCGAGUCCGGUUGAAGACCGUAGCGCCAAAAAAUAAGAAGAAGAAGAAGAAGAAGCAACCUCCAAUCGAAGCCACGAUGGAAAAAAUGGAUUCGUAUAAACAGUUUCAUUUGGAUCCGUUCAAUGAUGCCGCUGAUGCAUCUAAUUUGCGGUUGGAGUGGGAAGAGUGGCACAGAGCCUGCGAACUUGUUCUUGAAUUAAGUAAUAUCGAUUCGCAGCAUCAAAAAUUACUCUUUAUGUUGGCUCGAGGCGGCAGAGGUCUGCAAAGGAUUUAUUAUAACCUUGCACCGGUUGCUGGGGAAAUCCAAUCAGGUCCAGUUAAAAUUCCACUUGCCCCAAAAGAAAUUCCUGAAUACGACAACGCUAUCAAGCGACUCAAUGCCUUCUUCAUAGGAAAACGGAACGUUGUUGAACUGGAGGUUUUUCGUUCACUCAGACAGUCGGCUGGCGAGUCAUUUAAUCGCUACAUACUUAAGUUGCGGACGCAAGCAGCACGUUGCGAUUUUCGGGAUCGAGUGGAAAAUGAAUUGUUGCAGCAAAUCACGGUUGGUGCUAGUGAUGAAAGAGUUGGAGAUAAAGGUCUCGAGAGCAUCAUGAACCUUGACGAGCUGGUCAACUAUGCUGUCAAUCAGGAAGUAUUGCAGAAACAAAAGGAGAAAUCGUAUCCAUUUAGACCAGAAGCAGGCGUCGUAGCAUCGGUGAAGCAGGAUUGGAUCACAAAAUCAGAGCCGAAAAGUUCAAAUCGUGGACAACCCUUUGCGCGUGAGAAAAACGAUAUAAUAACGUUCGUACUGGAACCGAAUGCGACCGUUGUGGUUCGUGGAAACACAAUCGGGAUUCAAGAGAGUGUAUCGCGCGAAAUUGUACUUGCAACAAGUGUGGCAGUCGCGAGCACUUUGCCAGAAAGUGCAGAGGAGGACGAUAUGCAUCAACGCAGCCCCGUUCCACGAAAGAUCGCUUAUCUACGAAUUCCUGCUGCGAUGGAGAAUAAAGUUAACCGGAAAAUUCAGCAUAUGUUUGACACUGACAUUAUCGAACCGGUUCAUGGCCCAGCAGAGUGGAUCUCACCAAUGGUGGGCACGGAUGAUAUCAGAUUAUGCAUUAAUAUGCGAUACCCCAAUCAAGCGAUCCACCGAGAGCAUUACUCACUUCCACUAAUCGACACACUGCUGAACAAACUAAAAGGAGCUGUCAUAUUUUCCAGGCUGGUUAUAACUUCCGCAUUUCACCACGUAGAACUACACCCAGAUUCGCGCGGAAUCACCACCUUCAUGACGAGUAAAGGACUAAUGCGAUUCAAGAGACUUAUGUUCGGCAUCAAUUGUGCGCCCGAGAUAUUCCAGUGCAUAAUGUGUGAAAUGCUAGUGGGAAUCGAUGGUGUUGUGGUUUAUAUAGAUGACAUCGUUGUAUGGGGUAAAACGCAGAAAAAGCAUAACGACCGGCUGGAGAAAGUUCUGGCUGUCCUCAAAGAGAACCGUGCGUUGCUGAAUCAAGAAAAAUGUUUAAUUGGAGUAGCUGAGCUUGAGAUUUUGGGCUUCAAAAUAAGCGGCAAUGGAAUUUGCCUAACGGAUGGUAAAAUUGAAGCGAUCCGUAAUUUUAGAAUGCCUGAAACAAAGGAGGAAGUACGAAGUUUUCUCGGAGGUGAUGUCGAAUCGUUUGGUGAAGAACAGCGUAGAGCAUUCGAUGACUUACGAACCGAAUUAACGAACACAGUGCGUCGGCUGGGAUUUUUCGAUCCGAAAGAUGAAACAGAAUUAUACGUAGAUGCGCCUUCAGUUGGUCUUGGAGCAGUUUUAACCCAACGAGACAGCUCCAAACCACCAAGGAUCAUAAGCUUCGCGUCAAAGGGUCUCACGAAGACGGAACGAGUAUAUCCACAAACUCAACGUGAGGCUUUGGCCGUCGUCUGGGCCGUGGAAAAAUUUUACCCCUAUUUGUUCGGAAUACGCUUCACGGUUUUCACCGAUCACAAAACCCUGGAAUAUAUAUUCGGUGGAAAACAUCAAGAAGGAAAGCGCGCUUGUUCGAGAGUCGAAGCAUGGGCUCUGCGGCUGCAGCCCUUUGAUUUUUGUGUGAAGUUAUGCCCACAGACAGAUACACCUUUCGACGAAGCUUCUGAACAUUACGUUUGCGGAGUAGGAGAAGGACCGUUGGCCAUUACGCUACACGAGAUCAAGCAGGAGACUAAUCGGGACGAAGUGCUUAAGGAUUGGAGUUUGAACAGUUACCGGGAACGGACGGACAAUCAGAACGAAACUAAAAGUGACUCCCAAGACGAUCAGCAAGAACCUACGGAGGACUCUACAACUACCAGCACUAACAAGGGAAUCCGUUGCUGA